CUCCAAACCCUCCCUAAAAAACCUUUCUUUGCAAUUCUUUAUUCUCUUCUUCGCCAAUCGCUCGUCGAAACACGACCGUCGAAGACUCGAAGCCCCUCCUCCGGUCGCCGAUUUCCCUCUCGAGCUCCCCUCCCUCUCUACUGAUUUGCUUCCAGAAAUGGGUUCUGAUGCAGAUAUGGAGGAUUAUGGUUUUGAGUACUCAGAUGAGGAGCCUGAGGAACAGGACGUUGACAUUGAGAAUCAAUAUUACAACUCAAAAGGUUUAGUUGAGACUGACCCAGAAGGAGCACUUGCUGGUUUUGCUGAAGUAGUUCGGAUGGAACCUGAGAAGGCUGAAUGGGGAUUUAAAGCUUUAAAGCAGACUGUCAAACUCUACUACAAGUUAGGGAAGUAUAAAGAAAUGAUGGAUGCUUACAGGGUGAUGUUAACAUAUAUCAAAUCAGCUGUGACCCGCAAUUACAGUGAAAAAUGCAUAAACAAUAUUAUGGAUUUUGUAUCUGGAUCAGCUAGUCAGAACUUUGGUCUCUUGCAAGAGUUCUAUCAGACAACUCUAAAGGCUCUUGAAGAGGCGAAGAAUGAGAGGCUCUGGUUUAAAACGAAUUUGAAGCUCUGUAAAAUUUGGUUUGAUAUGGGAGAAUAUGGGCGAAUGAGUAAGAUCUUGAAGGAACUCCAUAGAUCUUGUCAGAAAGAAGAUGGUACAGAUGAUCAAAAGAAAGGAACACAACUUUUGGAGGUAUAUGCAAUCGAGAUCCAAAUGUAUACCGAGACUAAAAACAACAAGAAGCUUAAGCAACUAUACCAAAAGGCACUAUCAAUCAAGUCAGCAAUACCCCAUCCCAGAAUCAUGGGAAUUAUUCGCGAAUGUGGUGGAAAAAUGCAUAUGGCAGAGCGUCAGUGGGCUGAGGCAGCCACAGAUUUCUUUGAAGCUUUUAAGAACUAUGAUGAAGCUGGGAACCAGAGGCGUAUCCAGUGCCUAAAAUAUCUUGUUCUGGCCAAUAUGCUGAUGGAAUCCGAAGUUAACCCUUUUGACGGUCAAGAGGCGAAGCCAUAUAAAAAUGACCCAGAGGUUUUGGCAAUGACAAACCUGAUAGCUGCAUAUCAACGGAAUGAGAUUUUGGAAUUUGAGAAAAUCCUCAAGACAAAUAGAAGGACGAUAAUGGAUGAUCCAUUUAUUCGAAACUACAUUGAAGAUCUUUUGAAAAAUGUCAGGACGCAGGUGUUGCUUAAGCUCAUCAAGCCUUACACCAGAAUUCGUAUCCCCUUCAUAUCAAAGGAGCUUAACGUUCCAGAAAAAGAUGUCGAGGAGUUGUUGGUUUCACUAAUCUUGGAUAACCGUAUCCAUGGACAUAUUGAUCAAGUCAACCGGCUGUUGGAGCGUGGUGACAGCUCGAAGGGAAUGAAAAAGUAUACUGCCAUAGAUAAAUGGAAUACACAGCUCAGGUCCCUCUAUCAAACCAUUGGCAACCGAAUAUGCUAAGAUCGAUUGUCCUGUAGAAAUUGCGGCUCGAUUUCCUUUGCAGCUGACGGCUCUCAUAUUUGGUUUCAUUUCAUGGCUGUAUCCAAUCAAACUUCUUUUUGUGCCAAUUAUUGUCUGUGCUUGCUCAUAUAAGCUGUUGAUACAAACGUUGACUGGCGGUGAUUUCUCGGUAUUUUUUCUGUUAAAAAGUUAGUAUGUUCUAGUUAAGUGGAAAUUCUGCUAUAUCCCGGUUAGGGUUUCUGUAAUUAUUUUGACCUGAACCUGAGAAUAGUUUUGAUCCGUCACCAUUGUGUGCAGUGAAACCGACCCAUAUGGGUUCCUAAAUGUAUUUCAAACCUAGCA
This is a messenger RNA of Rhododendron vialii, 1819 nucleotides long. Its product is annotated as COP9 signalosome complex subunit 2. The transcript is spliced from 12 exons. Gene Ontology annotation, biological process: protein deneddylation. Gene Ontology annotation, cellular component: COP9 signalosome. The coding region runs from base 158 to 1477 and encodes 439 amino acids. The record is from RefSeq and is a predicted model, not a curated record. Lineage: Eukaryota; Viridiplantae; Streptophyta; Magnoliopsida; Ericales; Ericaceae.